Suillus discolor is the source of this 1728-nucleotide messenger RNA. RefSeq lists its product as uncharacterized. The transcript is spliced from 12 exons. NCBI's taxonomy places the organism in Eukaryota, Fungi, Basidiomycota, Agaricomycetes, Boletales, Suillaceae. The record is from RefSeq and is a predicted model, not a curated record. Bases 1 to 1728 code for a protein of 575 amino acids.
AUGUCUGAGAGACGCGUUCGUGUUGCCACUCCAGUCUCUUCGGAGGCUGGCGACUCACUCCCUCCAGAUGCUGGUGACAUAUGGACUAGCAUCAUGUUCAGUUCUAAUCCCACUCAAGAUCAUGGUGUUGUAUCAAAUGAUGUUGUAUCGAAUGACUCCCCGGUGGAGCCACGCCCCGCAUUGCCCGAGGACCCCAUAGAUUGGUGGGGCAACUAUGAAUAUCGGGUUGAUUCUUUAGGAAAGAGAGAGAAAAAUUACGAGCGAUGUUUUAAUGGCGACUUUGAUGAAGUCACAAGCAUGCUGUCAGACAUGUAUGUUGUAGAGUUGCUCCGCACACCCAACUUUUUGACAGCCCGGUGUUCCCCAUCAAUGGGGGUCGUUGGCGUGUCACCGGCCGUCCAAACAUCGGCAGAAGGCUGUACAAGACCGGAAGAAGAUCCGGUACAAUUGACCGCAGGAACUCACUCCUUCGAUCAAGAUGUCGAAUCAACGCUCCUGACGUAUCAUCCCUAUGAUUGUGGAUGGGAUGAUACCGUUUCAAAUGCUUCAGUUUCACCUGAAGUAUCGUCGCCGAUGGAUCCAUACGAUUGCGGAUGGGAGGAUGACAUGAAUGUGACAUCCCAGGAAACAAUCAUGCCGUUAGAGCAAAUAUUAACGGAUGUAAGAUCAAACAGAGAACAUCCGACCGAAUUGUCCUACCGUCUUAGCGACAACAUGUUAUGUGCUAUGGAUGCUCUGAUCAUCAACGAGACGGUGCCCCCGAACGAGUCAUCGACCGAAGAUCCAUAUGACUGUGGAUGGGGCGAUAUCGUGACUGCUGCGGCCGUCCAAGCAACGGAUGAAAAUAUCAAAGCUAAUGCAGAUAUUGUGGCCGAUUCAUCAUCUUCCAAGGGCGAGAUGAUCACAUCUGCUGCACCGGCAAAUGAUCCUUACGAUGUUGGAUGGGAUGAUUCUAUGGAUGACAGCGACCCCGCAGACAUAGCUUCUAUGGCCGAUCCGUACGAUUGCGGAUGGCAGGAUGCCACAGCUCCGGAAGAUGAUAUUAUGCCGGGAGACCCUGCAGACGAUCCAUACGACUGUGGGUGGGAAGAUCCGAUGGAGGGACCAACUACCAUGCGGCUAUCGGUGGACAAGACGUUCUAUAUGGACACGGAUGUCAUUGACCUUACGUCUGAAUCACCCAGCCGAUCGGUGGACUGGAUAUUCGAUGAGAGGGAUGUCAUUGACCUCACCUCUGAAUCACCCAGCCGAUCGAUGGACCAGACAUUCGAUGAGGAGACGGAUGUCUUAGACCUUACGUCCACAUCAGUCAACCGAUCGGUGGACCGGACAUUUGGUAAGGAAACGAAUGCCCUUGUGCUGACGUCUACAUCAGCCAAUUCAGAGAGAUCCAUGUCUCCAACCGAACCCAACGCAUUCCAAGAGGCAGGAGAGUCCAUGCGUCGCGCGAUCCGACGGCUCAACAGCAUAGGACAUAGUGACUUCGAUAGAUAUGUUCGCAACAUUGUCGCACCAGGGGAUGGACUUGUAUAUGACUCACGACCAGGGCUCACUUUCAUGGCCAACCGGCAUUUGUUUGGUGCAUAUGCCGAGGCAAGAGAUCGGGUAACUAACCUCGGGGCUGAUGUCAUAAACAUACAUUGUUUACUUAAUAUUCACCGCCGGAUCAUGUACCCGCUAGAUGCGAUGAUAACCAGAGUGGAGCAGCAGGGGGAUAGUAUGCUAUGA